AUUUUCAACUUUUUUGCCGCAGUUUGAGAUUCGCCGCAGUUACACUCCGACGAUGUCAACAGCGAUCGAGAGCCUUUUCCAGUCAAAUGAUCUUACGACGCGUCUUCAGCAAAGAUUAAUUUCAUGCUCCGAAACAAUCGCAUCUGGAGAUUUUCGUCUUUCCGAUGAAUCCAUAUCCGAACUUGUUGGAUUCCUCAAUUCAUUUAGCGACGCCGUUGUCGCAUCAGAUACAGAUGAUGACAACUCUUAUUCUGAAGAUGAUGCGUUUCAAAUUCUCACCGAGACUCAUCGUUUCCUUGCUUCACCUUCUCUGGAACAGGAUGUUAUUGACAGGCUUGCCUUCGAGUUGCCCAAGGCUGUUGCAAGGUUUGCAAGUGUCUCGCAGAGGUGCUAUGAUAUAGUUGAAGAUGUUAUCAAUUUGUUUACUCAGACUUGUUCCCCACGCGACAUGCUUUCUAUUCUCUGUGAGGCAUUAGAUUCUCCAGGGAAAAUGAUCACAGUUCCUAGUUAUUUUGCCCCACUUCUUAAUGGUAUCUCAAGAGUCUUUGUUUCCAUCCAGAGGCGUCAGUUUGAGCAAAUAAAAGAAGCAAUCCCUGUUGUGCUCAAUGUUCUAAAGUCUACAUGUGCACAAUUAGACGAGGAUACCGAGGAUGUUAAGGAUGUUAAGGAUCUUCUUAACAAAUCAAUAUGCAUUUCUAAUUCAAUAGUAGCAGUUUGUGAGAAAUUAAGUGGAGGCAAAGAAAAUGUACUUCGUGACCUACUUCGUUUAUUUGUCUUGCAAAUAAUGGCUCUUGUCUCUAUUAGCGUUAGGGACAAUGUCUCAAGCCAUCUGCCUUUGGUAUUGCAACUAUCCCAGCUACUCAAGUACUGCAAUUUGUCAUAUUUUGGCUUGAUUACAGGGGAAAGUGAUGCAAUUUCUAGAAAUGUGUUUGAAGAGCUUGGAGAUGAAUAUAUGGGCUGUUUUUCUCAUACCAACCUUGGAGCAUCACUUGCAGUUAUUUGGGGCCAUCAGUUCAAUGAGGUUGCUCAGUCUAUGAAUGAAGACUUGGCUAUUCUCAAGAAAGAAUUGUCCAAUAACCAGGCUAAAAGGUGGCAAAUGCUGGGCAUGUUGAGGCACAUAUUUUCGUGUGUCCACUUGACAUGGAUAUUCAAGGAGUACACCAUGAAUUUCCUUCUAUGGAUUUUUGACGGAAAUAUAACUUAUCAGUACAGUGAUGCAAACAUAGAGUGUUCAUUUCAAAUGCCUAAUCUGUUUGCUUUUUUACAGGCUGUGAAGAUUAUUCUGAUCUUUGCACCGAAUAGAGAGUUAAGGAAGAAUGCUUUUACUGCAAUGAAAAAGGUUCUGGCAGAUUUUCCAGCUUCUCUAAGAUUUGACAUUUUCAUGGCUUUGAUUAGAAAUAGCAAAUCGUCUUCUAUGAUUGCAAUACUUCUUGAUUGCCUUAAAGAAGAGAUGCAUGGAAACCAUUCAUCUGGGGAGAAAGCAAAGGGACCACAAAAUAACGCAUUUUGGAAUUCAGGUGUACUUGAAGCAGUGGAGUUUGUUUUAAGGCCUCCACAUGGAGGACCUCCGCCCCUUCCUGAGAAUGUUGAUUCGGUAUUAGCUGCUCUUAAUAUGUACAGGUUCAUUCUGCUAUCUGAGUUAACAAGUAACACUAACUACACUGGAGUUCUAUCCCGAGACAAGUUACAAAAGGCAUAUAACGAAUGGCUUUUACCAUUGAGAGUGAUUGUGACAGGCUGUAUGAAAGAAAAUCGAGAAGAUUCCGAUAAUAAAUUGGCAAUGGAAGUUCUAUGUAGUUUGAAUCCAGUUGAAUUUGUUCUGUACCGUUGCAUCGAACUUGUUGAAGAAAGGAUGAAGUGCGCAGAUGCUGCUACAUGAGGAAUUUUAUCAAUCUUAUCUCUGCUUACAUUGAUUUGCGUUUGUAAUAGAAAAUAGAAACACAUUUUGCUCUCUGUAUUCAUUUGUUUAGACUAAAACAACUGUAUAAACACAAACUUCUUCAGCAGCCCUUUUCGAGUUA
Messenger RNA from Impatiens glandulifera, 2021 nucleotides. RefSeq names its product aberrant root formation protein 4. Gene Ontology annotation, cellular component: cytoplasm. The transcript has 14 exons. Gene Ontology annotation, molecular function: ubiquitin-protein transferase inhibitor activity. Lineage: Eukaryota; Viridiplantae; Streptophyta; Magnoliopsida; Ericales; Balsaminaceae. Bases 53 to 1879 code for a protein of 608 amino acids. The record is from RefSeq and is a predicted model, not a curated record.